AUGUCCUUCAUCGAAAGCUGUUCGUCUGUAAAUAACUGCAGUCGAAUAAAAUGCAAAGGAAAAUAUUUUUGUGUUGAAGAACUUUUAUAUAAGGGGCCAUUCAGUAACGUUUUUGUUGUUUCUGAUAGACUACACCGUUAUGCUAUGAAAACCGAGCAGAAAGUUGGAAAUUUGAGGCCGGUACUAAAAAUAGAAGCUACUGUACUUAAAGAAAUGAAUGUACAAGCAGUGGCUGGAUUUCCGCAGAUCAUUGCAGCAGGUCAAACAGUUAUAUAUAAAUAUAUAAUUAUGCAACUUGUUGGGCCAGAUCUGCAACGAUUAAGGAUGUCAAUUCCAGAGCAAAAGUUUUCACUAGCAACAAGUUUACGUAUUGCAUUACAGACUCUCGAUCGAAUUCACUCAUUGCAUGCUAAUGGAUGGAUAAGUCGUGAUAUCAAAGCAAAUAAUUUUUGCAUAGGUUAUGAUGAUAUACAAAUAAUAUAUAUGCUGGAUUUUGGACUUGCAAGACGUUAUUUGCAAAAAAAUGGUCAAUUAAUAGCAGAGAGGAAAUCUGCUGCAUUAAUGGGUACCAUUCAUUAUGCAUCGCUUAGAGCACAUAAUUUCCUGGAUCAGAGUAGAAAAGACGAUCUCGAGUCAUGGUUUUAUAUGUUAAUUGAAAUGAUAAAUGGUAAUUUGCCUUGGUUGAAAUAUGAGCCAAGAACACAAUAUAUGUUAAUUGGUGAAUGGAAGCAAUUUGCCCGAGAAUCAGGUAGAUGUAAAUUGCUGAAGAAUUGUCCUCAAGAAUUCGAUGAAAUAAUGAAAAUAAUUGAUGGAGCAAGGUAA
Dracunculus medinensis (Guinea worm) is the source of this 822-nucleotide messenger RNA. Lineage: Eukaryota; Metazoa; Nematoda; Chromadorea; Rhabditida; Dracunculidae. The record is from the annotation of a GenBank genome assembly.